This is a messenger RNA of Penicillium antarcticum, 279 nucleotides long. RefSeq lists its product as uncharacterized. The coding region runs from base 1 to 279 and encodes 92 amino acids. The transcript is spliced from 3 exons. NCBI's taxonomy places the organism in Eukaryota, Fungi, Ascomycota, Eurotiomycetes, Eurotiales, Aspergillaceae. The record is from RefSeq and is a predicted model, not a curated record.
AUGUCUCAAUUUGCUUUCGGUGCCAACAAAUCCUUCAACCACCCGACCGGGCCGAGUCUCAAGCCGAAGAAUGGCCGCUGGCUUAUUCCCCUUAUGGCUACAAUUGGUCUCGGGUUCGGCGCAUACAACUACUACAUCGAAGCCAAGUCUCGUCGCGAAUAUGACCUAAAGGAAGAAGAGAAACGCCUGGCCAAAAACCAACAGCUCAUGGACGCAUACGGCGACAAGAACAGUCUUCACGAUGUUCAGCACGCCCUCGAAACCUACCACGCCCAAUGA